AUGAGUCACACGAAGUCGGAUGAAAACGAAUGGAGUUUCACGCUAUAUGAUGAAUCUUUAGCAGUCUUGGAAACAUCAAGAACAACUGAAGACCGUACUUCCAGCAAGUCUUCGCAGGAAAAUGAAAAUGAUAUUGAACCAAAACCUAAGGUGAAUCAAUACAACCCAUUUAUUUUAACCAAGAUGAACUACUUCAAGAAGAAAAACACAACAAACACAGCUAGAAUAUAUAACAAAGUGAAGAGAGUUUCAAGUAAACAAAUACUCCUGCUGUAUCGGGCCUCAUCAGAGGAUCAAUUUCGUUGGACCAAAACCCUAAAAUGGUUACAAAGAAGAGGGUUUCCUAGUGAAUUAAUCCUAGAUAAUGGUAUCUUUGCUAGAUUAAACAUAAAUAAAGAAGAUACGAUGAUGUCUAGGUCAAGCUCUGGUUGGUUUGUUUUGAAACCAAAACAGGACAAUAAAAAAUAG
Messenger RNA from Hemisphaericaspora subhashii, 468 nucleotides. RefSeq lists its product as uncharacterized. The record is from RefSeq and is a predicted model, not a curated record. The transcript has a single exon. NCBI's taxonomy places the organism in Eukaryota, Fungi, Ascomycota, Pichiomycetes, Serinales, Debaryomycetaceae. Bases 1 to 468 code for a protein of 155 amino acids.